AUGCUUAAUAAUUUGCCUCCACAAAAUCCAUGUUCCAUUUACAUUCAACAUACUGGGGCUGUACAUUAUGAUGUUGUUCUUGAUGUAAGUUUAGGUACCAGUGGGUCAUCUUGUACCGGUAUGCACACAAAUAUUAAAAAAGAACAAUAUUUAAAAGGUCAAUCUGUAAAAAGAAAGCAUUCUUCUGAUUUUUAUACAAUAACUGAAGAUGAUUUGUCUAAUAAUUCAAAGCCAGAUCAAUUGAAUGGUGGAAUUAAAGAAAAGAGUAAAAGCUCUAAACAACCCAAAUGUUCUGAGAUAACAACAGAACAAUAUUUAAAAGGUCAAUCUGUAAAAAGAAAGCAUUCUUCUGAUUUUUAUACAAUAACUGAAGAUGAUUUGUCUAAUAAUUCAAAGCCAGAUCAAUUGAAUGGUGGUAUUAAAGAAAAGAGUAAAAGCUUUGAACAACCCAAAUGUUCUGAGAUAACAACAGAUUUUUCAGAGAAUUUCAAGUCAAAUGUUGAUAAGUUCCAUAAGUCAAUGCAAUACUUUGUAAUUCAAUGUUGUGUAUGUCAUGAGGCAUGGCCUUUGACAACCAAACCAAGAUCUUGUAAUACCAAUACUUACAUUCGUCGUAGGUGUAGUGUUGAUAAACAAAUUCCAAAAAAGUUCUCUUCUGAGAAUAGUAUGAUACCUACUGUUUUGCCAACUGAACUAAAGGGUUUAACUCAAAUUGAAGAAAUGCUUAUUGCUAGGGCACUUCCCAUUAUGAGGGUUUAUGUAAAGCCUGGUGGUCAAAGAGGAUAUUCUGGUCAUUGCAUAAAUUUGCCCCAAAAAGUGUCUGAGCUAGCCCAAUCACUUCCACGAUGUCCAAGUAAUAUUCCAAUUAUUAUUGUCACAAUGAAAGGAAAAGAUAACACAAUGAAAGAUGUUAUAGUAAGAAGAAAAAAAGUUGAGCAGGCCUUAUAUUGGUUAAUAAGACACAAUCCACAAUAUAGUAGUGUUUGUAUUGAUUCAAAUACAUUAGAAGCUUUACCUGAUAAUGGCAUUCCUUGCAAUAUCCAGAGAAUAGAAACAUUAGGUGACCCGGAUGGUGUUGAUAGUAAUGAUACUGACACAAUAGCAAGUGGAGAUGAAGUUUAUAAUGGUGAAACAGAUACAAAUAGCUUUCUACCACUACCUAAAAAUGACCAUCUAGAAAGUGAUGCUAUAAAAAGUAGUCUCAAUGUCACCAAAAUAGACUGGCCAACAAUUGAAGACCAACCAUUAAAUGAGUAUACAACACCAUUUCUUGCAACUCUUGCUUUUCCAACACUUUUUCCUGAUGGUAAUGGUGAUCCAACAAAUCCGUGUUUGCAAAGAGACAUUCCUUUUGCAAAUCGCAUUCAGCAUUUAAUUAAAUAUUCUGAGAAAAUCAAUGAUAAAUGGAUAUAUAGGUUUGCUGGUCACCCCAGGUUCUCGUAUUGGGCUCUUAACAUGAUACAAAGAAAACGAGCUCUUCAACAAAAUGCCAUAUUUUUAAAACAAAAUCCUGAUGAAUCGCAUCUUACAAUAGAUGAGUUACGUGAAAUGGCUUGUAGUGACAAAUCAUCUUCUUUCAUGUCUAAACUUUCUAGAUAUGUAGCAAAUAUCACUGGGAGCUCAGCAUAUUGGUAUAAAAUAAGAGAAGAUUUAAAAGCAAUCAUUUUAGCAAAAGGUGCCCCAACAAUUUUUUUUACAUUUUCUUCUGCGGAUCUUCAUUGGCCUGAGUUACAUUCCCUUUUUUCUUCAAAUGUCGAUAGCUUGAGUGUGGAAGAUAGGCGAAAAAAUGUUAUUGACAAUCCUCACCUAGUUGAUUGGUUUUUUACCAAACGGUUUGAAUCAUUUCUAAAGCACUGGCUAUAUGAUACAAUGAAUGCUGAGUGGCAUUGGUACCGAUAUGAAUUUCAAGCUCGAGGUAGUAUCCAUUGCCACGGCACUGCAAAAUUAAAAUCUAAUCCAGGUCUUUGUAGACUCACAGAAAGAGCUCUUAAAGGUUUCAUAGCUGAGAAACAGAAAAAAUGUCCAGAUACAUGUAACAUUCCUGUUUCAGUAGAAAUUGAUGAAGGACAAAAAGCUGCAAAGGUUAUUUGCAAUUAUGUAGACACACUAAUCAAUACGUGGAAUCCAUUUCCACCUGAGUCUGAACUUUGGACAAAACCACUGGUUCAUCCUUGUGCAAAAAAAACACAAAAAUAUUCCAGACUCUGA
Paramuricea clavata is the source of this 2208-nucleotide messenger RNA. The record is from the annotation of a GenBank genome assembly. NCBI's taxonomy places the organism in Eukaryota, Metazoa, Cnidaria, Anthozoa, Malacalcyonacea, Plexauridae.